AUGCUAACUCAUUUACCAAAAUGCGCAUCAUUGAUACAAGAUGAAAGAUCUCUGGAGUACGACCGAUUAACAAAGAGACUAGAGAAGUCAAUCGUUGAGAACUCCCUCUACAGAUUGGCUACGGAUAUUAAAUUUUUGUAAGGCUUUUAUUCUGUUCACUCUUUCAAUCAGGAGGAGAAGGAGAAGCUUUUCGCUCUAUUGAUUGAAUACAGUCUUCAAAAGUAUGUGUAUAGUACAAAACAUUUAUUCUAAACCCCCUGCACUCCAAAAAAAAUUAAACUAUUUCUGUCAGCAUUCACCAAGAAGAUAUGCAAUAAUAUUUAGAUUAAAUACGAGGAUCUGAAACAAAUUUACGACGAAGUCAAUCAGAAUGGCUUAGAUACAACAUUCGACAACACCGAUUAAUAAAUCAGGAGAGGAAUUUAGUGCUUGCAAGAAUUUUUCGCAUUAUUUCGACACUUAAUUCCACCAAGUUACUUCCCCUAAUUGAUAGAAAACUAUUUGCAAGGCGAGAAUCUCAAUCAGAGGUUGUUUAGAGUAGUAAAGUCAGAGCCCAUCUCCACCUACACAAAGAGUUUCGAGAUGCUGAUAGAAUUUAAGAAGUCUUCGCAUGUAGUUAGACAAUUGGAUCCAUUUUUGAUAGCCUAGUUGAUCUCAUAUCGUCCCGAUUUGCCAAUCGACAAUUAUUUGGACUUCAUUUUGGAGGAUAUUUACAAUAACUAUAUAGUGCUCUUAUUAAACAUCUAAAACUUAUCUAAUUAAGCUCCCAUCUAAAUUCAUCAUGGCGGCAUGAGACCCUCGGAUUUCAUUUAACCCUUGGUCUAUUUGAUUGGGUCCUCAUAGACUAGGUCUAAGGUGUGGGAUACAAUUGAGAGGAUGUUUUUGGUCAUUUCAGAUUUGAUUCAUCCGAACAAUGCAACUUCCAAUGAUUUUGUUUUCUCCUUUUUCUAUAUGUUCGUUAAGACUUUUGUUGAAAGAGUGGAGGCUUAGAAUCAAUAGUAGGAGAAGAAUCAGGAGUAGGAGAAUGUGUUAGAAAACAAUAUAUUUACGAAGGAUGAACAAUUGUUUUUGUAGGAUGAGGAGAUGAAUGAUAUGGAUGAGGAGGAGGAAGAGGAGGAAGACGAUAAUGACAAGGAGAAGUUGUUUGAUAAGAAGGAAUUCAUGAUUGAUUAGGAAGGCAUUGACAAAUUUAUAUCUAUUGUCAAACCUCAUUUAAAAUACUUAAUUUAUCAGAAGACCAGGUUCAAGAUUUAAGUGGCAGGAAUAUACAAAUCUUUAUGUAAAUUGAGACCUAAGGAGAUUUUACCUUAUGUAAUGGAGUAGAUUUAAUUGGCUUUAGAGAGGGAUGAUAUGAAACCAUUACUCAUUAUACACAUAAUUGAGAAGAUUUUUAGGCCAGCAAUUUAAUUUGAUCAAUACCCUCAAAUAAUCAACUACAUCCCAUUUAUAUUAAGACAAACGACCAAUUUCAUAUUGGAUAGUGGAGAAUAAAUAUGGAGAUUUUAUGACAUCCUGUUUCAAUACAUUCCUAUUUACGAAAUCAAGGAUCUAGAAGCUCAAUAUCCAAAUCUAAAUCUACAAGAAGAAAUGAAAAUCGAUGACAUCAACUUCUAUUCGAUCACCUAAGAAAUAAGCGAUUUGGCAUUGGAAGCCUUCAGAAAAUAUGUUUCCACUUUUGAAUAUAGUGAUGUCAAGUAUCACAGCAGUCAAAGAUGCUCAGAAAUUAUAUUUUCAACGAGAAAUAAAUUCUAUAAUUUUGUGUUCUAGAGUUCCAAAUCGAAUUACAAAGAAAUAGUCAAUAUUGUUUGUAAUUAUUUGGACGAUAAAAUACUCAAUAACCUUUCAGAUAAUUUUGUUCUGCUUCUUUAAGCCAUUAUUUUGAGGGAUCCUAAUGUUCUAAAAGAUGUUUUGACUGUAAUUCAGAAUCAACUCUUGAGACAAACAAAAGAUCAUUAUGAAUUUAAUAUUUCGAACAUCACAACAAUUAGAAAUUAUUUAAUUAUAAUCUAUGAAACUAUUUAGUUUUCAGGAAGUGUGAAUAAAUAGUAUUACAAAAUUUUGAAAAGCAUAAUCGAUCUAAGUUUGAAGCAUGAAGAAACUAAAAUACAAUAAGCAGGUUAAAAUAUAUUGGCUUGUCUACUCAUGAGUUAAUCAGCAAUUCACAUUAGAGACUUUUAAUUUACCAAUGAUCCUACUAUCUAGUUGGAUUGGUUGAAAUUGAAGCAAAAAGGUAAACAAGAGAAAUAUUUACCUAAAUGGUAAGAAAUCGAUGACCAAGAAUUUAUCAAAUAGAUUAUGGAUGAUUACUAUCAUCCAGCUCUUUAAUAAAUUCGAGAAAUCAUUACAUAAAAGGGAGACAACAAGUCUUUCGUUGAAUAUUUAAAGAAUGAUUUUCUAUCACAAUAUGAAUAACAAUAUCAAUUGGAUACAAAAUAAAAUUGCCAAUAGAUUGAACUUAAAAUCAGGAAGAAUCUCUCUCUGAAUAUUGACGUCAUCUAUGCAUUUCUGAGACCACUCUAUUUUAGGAUGAAACAAUACAAUGAAAAUUCAAGUGAGGCAUUUAAGAAAUUCCAAGAUCAAUAUUGUUUUGGUGUUUUAAAUAAGAUGUACAAUGAAGUCAUUCAAUUUUGCAUUGAUUUUGUGCCUGUCUAUAUUAAUAAUGGAUUAGCAUUGGAUGGAAAACUGGCUACCAGUUUUAUCAAUAUCAUCAAAUUGUUAAUACAUGAGACUUCUGAUAAAAUUCAAAGGUUAGGCAAAUGGUUGUAAGUGAAAACUAGAUCUUCAGAUACGAACAAGAUCAAAUUUUAUAAUAGAUUCUAAUCUUAGAUGUUCUAUACAUAUUUAUUAAAUAAUAGAAUCGAUUAAAUUUAUUACAAUCAAAUAAUGAAUCAAUAAAAUAGAGAAAUGCUUUUGAUAUCAAUCCCAUUCCUAUUCGAUUCCAAUGAAUUUAGUUACAAAGUGAAUUGGAUUUGGUUAUCAAGCAGAAUGGAAUUAUUGGAUGAUCGAGAAUGGCUAUAUGAUUUGUUUAAGAAAUUGUAUGAGCAACUCAAAACAGUAUUCAAAAAUAAAUGGUUCAAUUAACAAUACAUUGAAAGUUUGAACGAAACUGAAAAAUAAAAACUGUCCCUUUUCCAGAAUCACUUUACUAAAGGAUUUGCUAAUUUCGUCAGUAUCGUAUCUAAUCUAAAUCCUGGACUGUUCUUAGAUUCCUAUUAGAUAUUUGAUUGCGCAUAUCAAAAUUUGAUAGACAAAGUGAAUAGAGCUGAUUUCAAUUUGGAUGUGUUAAGUUUAGUGUAAAAAAUAUCCUAAGCUAGUGUUGAACUUAAUCAGGCUGAUUUUGAUAGAAAGCAUAUUUUGAUCAUAAAAAAUUAGGAAGUCUAGAAAUACGUUGAUUCUAUUUUUGAAUAGAGAAAUCAAUAUUGGUUAGAACAGUAAACAAAGAUAAGCAAAAGUUUGGUAUCUUUGAAUGAGAAAUUAAACUCAAUAGUAGAAUUUUGGUUGAGCAUUCCAAUAGAUGCAGGCACAUCUAGAUAAUUGAUCACUAAUGGAUGUGCUCUAUUAUUGAUGAGAACAGAAGAAUUACCUCAAUUGAAUGAGAAGGUUAUUUUGAAGGCAUUCCAUUGUUGUAUCAGUUAGGAAUUUAAUAUUCGAAGUUUAGGAAAGCUUUUGCUGUAUAGAUUAAUUUAGAUCUGUGUUUUUAAGCACAAAUCAUACAAGUAUAUAGCAAGAAAGCAAGAGGAUUUCUAAAAUGCCAAUAUCAAUUUGGAUCAGUACAAUGUCUAUAGAUUUAUAUUGUCUGACGAUUAGAAAUAUUACAAAUUGAACGAUUAUCACAGGAAGGGCAAGAUAUUACUAUACAACUCCCUUAAAUAUACUGAGAUACAGAGGGAAGAAGCGAAGAAACACUUUAAGGUUCUCAAAUCCAUCAGUCCAGAGUAAUGGCAUCAAUUUAUCAACUUGAUGAUCAUUGAUUAGAGUGUAUUAGAUUAGUAGCAAUCAUAAUAGCCAAUUAUGCAAUUCUAAUAUAAUUAGGAUAAAUCAUCAAUAGCAAAUUUAUUCAACGAUGUCGAUAAUUAAGCCAAUGAGCAAUUCUUUUAUAAUUCUUAUAUGUAGGCUCCAAUCAGAUUUAGUUUGUUAUAUAAAAAAGUGUAGUUUAUGAAAUAUCUAUUUGCGAUUACAGAUUAUGAAGUGUUCAAUCACACAAAGCAUUUGAUUGAUCAAAACAAUUUAGAUCAAUUGUCCUUUUAGAGAAUUUAUCUAUCAGGUUUGCUUUAUUCUUUGCAUUCCUCUUGGGAUUGCCAAUACAAAUAGUAGAUAAUCGACUAUUGCAUAGACAAGUUUGAGAAGAUAAUUAUGGACUAAUCCAGAGAUGAAUUUAAGACAUUCUAGUAUUACCUACAUGUAGCCUUAUCCAGAUGUGACCUCAGAAAACAGGAGCAAUUCUUGCUUUCGAUUUUAGAAAAGGUGCAAAAAGAAAACGAUAACAAAAAGCUGAGAUGGAUCUUCUUGUUUUAUACUAUUAUUGAAUCUAAGAAGCAUUAAUAGAUCAAAUUAUUAGACAACAUACUAUAAACCAAUGUAGAUUAUUCAAAUUUGAAGGCAGUUCAAACAUUCAUUCCACUGAUCAUUGAUUAAUAGAAUAAAUAUCCCCAUAACAUUGAACUAUUGUAGGAGUUCGGUUUGUUAGAGAAAUUCAGAUAGCAAACUGAAAUUUCGGUGGAAUCAAAGUACUUCAUCUUUGAAAUUUCAGAGUUGUUUUCUAAAGGACUAUAUAUCCUGGUCACUUAAUUUUAGUAAUAGAAUAUCAAUGGGAAAAUAAACAUCAUAGAAACCUUGUUUGAAGGUUGGAAGUCGAAGAAGUUCUUCAUCAAUCCAUAUAUAUUAUAAAAAAUGCAGCCAAUUGUUGAGUAUCUACUCACAAUAAAUGAGGAGAACAAUUUACAACAAUUAACAUAGGGAUUGUAGAUCUUUUCAAACAUAAGAAUUAAAGAGUGUACUAUUGUUUUAAUUUAACUGACAUUGAAUUUAUUGAAGGUUUCUUAAAAUGCUGUCAGAGUAAGAUAAUUGAACUUUUUAAAAAUACUCACAAAAGAGAUAUUGCAUAUCAACAGACCUGAAAUAUUGGAGAAUAUUGCCCAGUAUUUGUUAGAUGAAAAUAAGGUAGUCAUGUAAUCAUGUUUUGAACUUACAACUCAAUUGAUUCAACAAAUGACUCUGCAAGAAGUGAAUUAAUAAUUGGAAAUCUAUUUGAAAUAAGUUUAGGCUACGAAUAAGGAUACUGAACUUCAAGGCAAAUAGGUGUUGAUGGCUAUGAUAAUGGCACAUCCAAGAUACACUUAAUCAUGGAUCAAUUAGGCGUUGAAAGUAGUUUUAGAGAAACAGAAUAAGUUGCUAUAAUAGCAGAAGACAUUUGCAGCCAACUAUUUGAAACUGUACAGGGCAAACUAAUUGAUGGAGGUCGAGGAUGUAUAGAUUUAGAUAGAGUUUAUUGAGAAGAUGAGUGAACUGUCAAAUCCUUAUAAUUAUUUUGCUUGA
Molecule: messenger RNA, 5535 nt
Organism: Paramecium tetraurelia
Lineage: Eukaryota; Ciliophora; Oligohymenophorea; Peniculida; Parameciidae
Exons: 12
Source: RefSeq, a predicted model, not a curated record